AUGGAUUUCGUACUCGACCUCUGCGACACCUACUUCUUGGACGCCGUUUAUGCCAAAAUAAUACCUCUCGACGCGACGCGUUCUUUAAACGCUUCGGUGACUGCAGUUCUCCCGGCCUCAUCCCAGUGGUCGAAAAUAAUGUCUGACCUCCCACUGUCGUCCAUCAUGGUGGAUGACACGCCUGCCUCACCCUCGUCCAUUUCUCACCCGAUAUAUGCGUCAGCCUGGCCGCGAGACUACAUUCCUCGACAAGUGCUCUCGCUCUCCGUCCUAACGCUCAUCGGGAUCCACCUGCUCUACUUCAUAUUUGCCGGGCUGUCGUACCGGUACAUAUUCAACCACGAAAUGCGCAAACACCCACGGUUUCUGCCGCAGCAAGAGAAGCUCGAGAUCCAGUCGAGCUUACGGGCAUUCCCCAUGAUCACAUUGCUAACGCUUCCGUGGUUCCUGGGAGAGGUCCGGGGCUACUCGAAAUUAUACGAUGGAGCUGAUUCGUAUGGCUACUUGUAUCUCUUUGCCUCUGCCCCAUUCUUCCUCCUGUUUACCGACUAUUGCAUUUACUGGGUACACCGAUGGCUCCAUAUUCCUUUCUUCUACAAGGCUCUCCACAAACCGCACCACAAGUGGAUCAUUCCGACACCAUGGGCAGCGUGCCGUAUCAUCUUUUUUGUCUUCAUAUUCCCCCUCCAUCGGCUGUUAUAUCUUGGCCUGUUUGUGUUUGUCAACUUUUGGAGCAUCUUUAUCCACGACUCUGAUAUGAUCACUGGCCAUCCACUCGAAAAAGUCAUCAACGGCCCUGCUCACCACACUCUGCACCAUCUCUACUUCACCUGCAAUUAUGGCCAGUACUUUACGUGGGCCGACCGAGCAGGAAGCUCCUACCGCCAGCCCGAAUCAAGCUUGGACCCCAUGCUCGAGGUUAAGGCUCUCCAAAAGUCAAAAGCAGAGUAA
Mycena indigotica is the source of this 951-nucleotide messenger RNA. Its product is annotated as Fatty acid hydroxylase. Bases 1 to 951 code for a protein of 316 amino acids. NCBI's taxonomy places the organism in Eukaryota, Fungi, Basidiomycota, Agaricomycetes, Agaricales, Mycenaceae. Gene Ontology annotation, biological process: lipid biosynthetic process. The record is from RefSeq and is a predicted model, not a curated record. Gene Ontology annotation, molecular function: iron ion binding; oxidoreductase activity. The transcript has 6 exons.